UUAAUAAGUAAUAAUAGCAGGUUUGUUAUUCUCAUUAAAUAGAAAUAUUUGCUUUUAUUUUGUUGUUGUAAUCUGGACAUUAUAUCUAAAUGUCAAAGCUACAUCAGGCCACAGUUACUUUUUCAAGUGUACAUGUAAACACCAUAUAGUGCAGCAUAAUUUCAUCAUGAUGGUACUGAAACUUGAAAAGGCACUGAGGCACCGUGUAGUAUGAGUGAGGCCAGAGUCCAAUAAUUUAUUUCACUGAGUUUUUAUAAUCAUGAUUCAAACACAGAAGCUGAAGAAAGGAAAACAUCAUCUACCAUUGGCUAGAUAGACAACGCCUGAUCAUCUCCCAAUCAGGAUAAUCGUACCCUUACCAAGGUCUGCCUAGAGAUAUUUAUGAGACAACCCGUCUCCAGCCCAUUGUGACCCUCUAAUAAUUUAUACAAACAAUCUCUAGUAAUAACAAUCUCUAGUCACAACCAACUUCUAGUCCUGCACACAGAAGGUCAGAACUUCACAAACAGCUUCUUAGUAAAAACGUCCAUUACAGAAGGGAGCGCAGUUCUGCAAGAGGAAGUGGAGUUCUGCCAGGAGAGGACAGGGUUAACUGGAAAUGUAUUACCUGAGAGUUUACAUAAUAUUAAUACACAUUAUACUAACCUACAGAAUUUUACUUAGUAGAGAAAACUUUAAGGCUCUUCCUGGAGACACUCUUGAGUCGCAUGCAGUGCUCAUAAACUACAUUUACACAGUUGUUCAGUCAUGGUUGGACGCACACCCAGAUUGUCACUUAUCUUUGCUGUAUUGGCAGUAAUAGGAUUUAUACUGCUCAUUAGCAUCAUCACAUCUCUAAAGGAUUUAAAAAAUCAUCAACUAAGAUUUCCGCUCUACAAAAUUAAGAGCAGCAUUCACUCAGCCUUUAAGCCUCCUAAAGUCAUGUCCCCAGUGGUGGUACACCAGAAAUACUGUGGACAAUUUGUCCAGAAGCUCACAGAAGAAGAGGCCAUAGAACAGAGACAUUUGCUCAAUUCCCUUGCAUGGCCAGGUCCACCCGUGAAAGGCCUCCCUGUGAAUUUCAGCAGUAAUCCUGCCAAGAGCUACUUUGUGAUUCAGGGUCCACCAGAGCAACACAUAGGUGAUCAGCUUGUGGUUAAAGUCCAUGUACACAACUUCUUGGGCCAACCUAAGAAGCAUGGAGGAGAUUUCCUGAUAGCCAGGCUGCAUUCACCUGAGCUGCGUGCUGGGGUUGCAGGGAAGGUGCUUGACCACAAUGACGGGAACUAUACAGUACUGUUCCCGUUGCUAUGGGCUGGUGUAGUGAAAGUGCAAAUUACAAUGUUGCAUCCAAGUGAGGCAAUGGUGUUUCUUAAGAGACUACGAGAGGAACAAACUGACACAGUGGUUUUUAAAAGCCUAUUCCGCUCCGGCUCCCUGUCAGAGACAACUGACUGCGACAUGUGUCUUCCGAUCAACCAGAAACCACUCUGCAAUUACACUGAUCUUGAAACUGGAGAGCCCUGGUACUGCUACAAACCCAAAAAGCUAGGCUGUGACACACGAAUAAAUCAUUAUAACGGGGGUUAUAGGAAGACCUUCUUUAACAAGUAUGAAGCAGAUUUUUUCAGGAGUGGUGUAAAUGUCAGAGUGCCCAUACCCGCAGCAGAGGUGGACCAUGUGACUGUGUUACCUGCAGAAAAUAAUCAAACCGAAGUAAAAAGUACUUACAAUGCUGCUGGCUACUACUUUCAAGAUAACUGGAGGUCUUUGAGCGGUGCAGCCACCCAGCAGUUUAAUAACUCAUCAGCCAUAACAAAUUGUCUAAGAGGGAAGAUUGUGUACAUGCAUGGAGAUUCAACAAUACGGCAGUGGUUUGAGUACCUCGCUGCUUUUGUUCCUAACCUGAAACCAGUUAAUCUUUACAGCCUUAAUAAGGUGGGACCAUUCAUGCUAGUGGACAACAGUAAUAAUAUUUUAGUGAACUUUCGCUGCCAUGGGCCGCCCCUCCGCUCCACCCCAGUGCACUCAUCUGAACUGCGCUACAUUGCAAAUGAGAUAGAUAGGAUACAGGGUGGGCCAAACACAGUGUUUAUAUUAACUGUGUGGACUCACUUUGCCACUUACCCUAUCGAAACAUAUAUACGGCGUCUACGGCACAUUCGCAAGGCUGUGGUGCGGCUGCUGAACCGUGAGCCAGAUACGUUGGUUGUGAUCCGCACUGCCAACCUGCAGACCAUGAAUCCAGCAUACAGCCUGUUCUAUAGCAACUGGUUAAGUCUGCAGAUUGACACUGUGCUGCGUGCCAUGUUCAAAGGUCUCAAUGUGAAGAUGCUGGAUGCCUGGGAAAUGACGUUGGCCCACCACCUACCCCAUAACCUACACCCACCCCAAACCAUUAUAAAAAACAUGAUUAAUGUAAUCCUCUCCUUUACCUGUCCAGUUGGGAAAAAAUAAAAUUGUGUACAAAACCUUUGUAUUUAUUAAAAUGUUAUUAUUAUAAUAUAAACUGUGUGAUAAUGGUCACAAUAGUUCUCCAAAUUAGUUUCAAAAGUUAAUCU
Tachysurus vachellii is the source of this 2540-nucleotide messenger RNA. RefSeq names its product NXPE family member 3-like. The record is from RefSeq and is a predicted model, not a curated record. The transcript has 6 exons. Lineage: Eukaryota; Metazoa; Chordata; Actinopteri; Siluriformes; Bagridae. Bases 748 to 2436 code for a protein of 562 amino acids.